AUGGACGCCAAAGCGCAGCACCUUCGUUGGCUGCGGGAGCAAGAGGCCGGGCGCGAGGUCUUCGUGCGGCCGCUGCCUUUGGAGUCCACCGUGGACGACGUCCAAAAGAUGCUGCUGAAGAAGUGUGGCGAGGUGGCCAUUGAUCGCGUGAAGCUGCUGAAGCAUGCUGGAGGCACGCUCAUGAGCGCCUUUGUCAUCCUCAGCACGGAUGACGAGGCACGGAGUUGCACGCAGCGCCUCAAUGGGGCAACCUACCGCGGCCAGGUGCUGGCCGCAAGCGUGGCGCGGAACCGUGAAGGAGCCAAGAAGGCGAAGGAGCUGUGUAUGUUUUUCUUGGAGGGCAAGUGCCAGCGAGGCGACUCCUGCCAAUUCCUGCACAAAGCGCAGGGGGAGGGCGGGCGGCGGCUGCCCCCCUGCCGCUUCUUCGCGGCAGGAGGCUGCUCUCGAGGCGAGCAGUGCAAGUUCUCCCACGAGAGGCAAGAGCCCGACGAGGAGGCCUCUGAAGAUGAUGCUCCGGCCGGGAAGGACUCUAGAAAAAUAGCUGGCGCAGCUGAGCAACCAUCAAGUGAAGAUGAGGAUGAAUCCACGCCAGAGAACAAGAAAGUGGACAAGCCGAAAGCAGCUUCCUCUGUGGACGCCAAGAAGAAGUCGAUAGCAGAAGAUGCAGAAGAGCCCACUCCAACGAAGAAGAAGCUGGACAAGCCGAAAGCAGCUUCUUCUGGAGAAGCCAAGAAGAAGUCGAUAGCAGAAGAUGCAGAAGAGCCCACUCCAACGAAGAAGAAGCUGGACAAGCAGAAAGCAGCUUCUUCUGGAGAAGCCAAGAAGAAGUCGAUAGCAGAAGAUGCAGAAGAGCCCACUCCAACGAAAAAGAAGAAGCUGGACAAGCCGAAAGCAGCUUCUUCUGGAGAAGCCAAGAAGAAGUCGAUAGCAGAAGAUGCAGAAGAGCCCACUCCAACGAAGAAGAAGAAGCUGGACAAGCCGAAAGCAGCUUCUCCUGGAGAAGCCAAGAAGAAGUCGAUAGCAGAAGAUGCAGAAGAGCCCACUCCAACAAAGAAGAAGCUGGACAAGCCGAAAGCAGCUUCUCCUGGAGAAGCCAAGAAGAAGUCGAUAGCAGAAGAUGCAGAAGAGCCCACUCCAACGAAGAAGAAGCUGGACAAGCCGAAAGCAGCUUCUUCUGGAGAAGCCAAGAAGAAGUCGAUAGCAGAAGAUGCAGAAGAGCCCACUCCAACGAAGAAGAAGCUGGACAAGCAGAAAGCAGCUUCCUCUGUGGACGCCAAGAAGAAGUCGAUAGCAGAAGAUGCAGAAGAGCCCACUCCAAAACAGAAGAAGCAGGACAAGCCGAAAGCAGCUUCUUCUGGAGAAGCCAAGAAGAAGUCGAUAGCAGAAGAUGCAGAAGAGCCCACUCCAACGAAGAAGAAGAAGCUGGACAAGCAGAAAGCAGCUUCUUCUGGGGACGCCAAGAAGAAGUCGAUAGCAGAAGAUGCAGAAGAGCCCACUCCAAAAAAGAAGAAGCAGGACAAGCCGAAAGCAGCUUCUUCUGGAGAAGCCAAGAAGAAGUCGAUAGCAGAGGAUGCAGAAGAGCCCACUCCAAAAAAGAAGAAGCAGGACAAGCCGAAAGCAGCUUCUCCUGGAGAAGCCAAGAAGAAGUCGAUAGCAGAAGAUGCAGAAGAGCCCACUCCAAAAAAGAAGAAGCAGGACAAGCCGAAAGCAGCUUCUUCUGGAGAAGCCAAGAAGAAGUCGACAGCAGAAGAUGCAGAAGAGCCCACUCCAACAAAAAGGAAGCUGGAGCAGGCAAAGCCGCAUUCGAUGCAGGAAUGUACCAAAGAUCCUUCCAAGAGGAAGAAAGCACGCAAAUCAAGCAAGGCGGUGCCACUGUCAGAUGAGGUGGACAGACAGCCGGCCGAUGACAGAGAGGGACCUAGACGAAAUCGGAAGGUACUUCGAGGGAAGGUUGGCAUCAAGAAGAGCGGGAAACCCAAAGGCAAGAGAAGCUAA
This is a messenger RNA of Effrenium voratum, 1995 nucleotides long. NCBI's taxonomy places the organism in Eukaryota, Dinophyceae, Suessiales, Symbiodiniaceae. The record is from the annotation of a GenBank genome assembly.